Molecule: messenger RNA, 4329 nt
Organism: Melanotaenia boesemani (Boeseman's rainbowfish)
Lineage: Eukaryota; Metazoa; Chordata; Actinopteri; Atheriniformes; Melanotaeniidae
Gene: bend3
Product: BEN domain containing 3
Exons: 4
Coding region: 159-2621 (820 amino acids)
Biological process (GO): rDNA heterochromatin formation
Cellular component (GO): heterochromatin
Molecular function (GO): DNA binding
Source: RefSeq, a predicted model, not a curated record
CGUCACGUCACGCGAGACAGUUCUGAAGCCGAGCGAGAAAAAAGAAAAACAUCAACAAUAAGACAGCAUUUCCCUCCAAAUUAACUACCGUGACAGUCCACAGACAUGUCCAGCGCUUCCCUAACGGUCCUGGAGGACGGCAUGGACCCGUAGAGGCUAUGAAUUCCUGCGAGCAUGGAGAAAUUCCAGAUGAAGCAAUGCUUGAGAAAGAACACAAGCAUGUCCAGGACGUUAAGGAGGAAACAGAGGAUUUUGCCAUUUGCGAACAACCUCAAGGACAUCAAGGAGGAACUCCUGGAGCUACAGAAGCCGGGAAAAGGUUGUCUGCAGAGAUGGGUACUGACACACAUCAGUCCACCAGCAGCAAGAGAGCCAGAGUCUCUAAUGAGAUGAGACGGCGCUUGAUAGAGGAAAGCAGCAGACAUGAACCUCUUUGCCUCACCACAACUGGAGAAAGGAGGGACUGUGUCCAGGAGAAAUCCAGAGUCUCUUACAGAAAACCUCUUUUCAGCAUCUCCCACAGGAUCUCAGACAAGAGGAACACACCGAGUCUGGAGCAGCAGACUAAUCAUGACAGCUUGAAUCAGCUCAACUUUAGCAGCAUCCUUUCAUCCAAGCUCCAAAGUCUGGAGCAAAACGGCCCCGUGGAGACUUCCUCCACCACAAACUCUUUGGCCCCCGCCUUGACAACAGAUUCUACUCUUUAUCCACUGAUUGAGAAAAUGUUUUUUAUUCUCAAUACACUGAAUUCAAGCAUGACUCAACUGCACAGUAAAGUGGACUUGUUAACCCUAGAAGUCAUGCGAAUAAAGAAGCAGAUUAAACCAGCUGAGAAGGUGACUGAGUUCCAGCCUCCUCCCGAGUAUUUGUUAACAAGCGAGGAAUUGAAUCAGCUGAUGGAGCAGACAUCCAACGCGGGGGAGCUCGGCUGUCGGUUGCUUGUGCAUCUGUUCCCAGAACUGUUCAAAGCCAGAGAGUGCUCUCAUGACUGCAUGGCAAGCAAGAGAACUCUGGAGUCUUUACAUCUGCAGCUGAUCCGGAACUACGUCGAAGUUUGCUACCCCUCAGCUAAAACCAACAGCGUCUGGCAGGAAGAAUGCCUCCUUCAGAUCAAUGACUUCUUUAAUCGCUUCUGGGCGCAGAGGGACAUGGAGAGUGCUCGGCUGCUCGGGAAGCAGUCCGUCACGGGCAUGGGGAUAAAAGCAGAGCAUCCUCAAGCCUAUUGUUUCAUUAAUGAGCAGGGUAAGGAAGAGCAUAUAUCUCUAGACAACCAGCAGAGCAACCUAGCAGCAUCAGACCAAGUGUUAAAUACACAAAGCACAGAAGAGCUGGAUGAGUUAUCCUCUCCUGAGGACUUUGUUAUCUUUCUGAUGCACCGUCUCUUCCCUGAGGUUUUUGAAGAGGGGAAAAUGCCUGAAGGCUCCAGCAGUUUUAGUAAUGUGGGACAGCUAAUUCUGGACUCUGAUAAGAUGGAAAUUAUAAAAAAGUAUAUGGAAGCAAAUUUUCCUGAAGUACCCGAGGACAGCUGGCUGCAGGUGUGCAUUCAGCAUAUGGAGGAUGCACUCGAGGGUCCACACAGUAAUGGCAACGAGAGUGAACCUGACAACAUUAAUGAAGAGGGCUACGACCUGGCCAGCCUUGCUGAAGAGGUUUCAAUUAUUAACGUUCCUGAAGUGAAUGAAUAUGAAAGACCAAGUCGCAAGUCCAAAAAGUCACUCCUUACCCCAGUGGAUUUUGACAAUCUGGAGAUUCCUCUACCAGAUUUUACUUUUCCCCAGGAGUACCUCUUAUCCAGGGAUCAGCUGAGGAGCAACUAUGAAUGUAGCUUGUCGAUUGGCAACUUUGCCUCUAGACUGCUGGUGCUUAUGUUCCCUGAACUUUUUACCCACGAGAACACUAGAAAGCAAUACAACUGCAGCGGUUCUCUUGGGAAGAAGCAGCUCGACCCUGUUAGGGUAAACCUUAUCCGUCAUUAUGUUCAGUUAGUCUACCCUCGUGCCAAGAACGACAGAGUGUGGAUGUUAGAGUUUGUGGGUAAACUUGAUGAGAGGUGCAGGAGGCGUGACACGGAGCAGAGGAGAUCCUACCUGCAGCAGCGUAAAGUUUAUGGUCAAGAGCCAGAGCAGGACUUUAUCUGCCAGAUGAACCAGUUCAAUCCAGAAAACAUGAGAGAGGAUCAGGAUAUUCCCUCUUUACCUCCUGAGAAAAGCAGCAAAGACUUCUGUAAAAUUCCCCUCGACGAACUGACUGUUUCCAAACCUGACUUUCCAGUACCGUCUGUCUACCUGCUCUCAGACAGCGAGGUACGGGAGAUCGUCCAGCAGAGUCUCUCUGUUGGGAACUUUGCCGCCCGCCUCCUGGUGCGCCUCUUCCCCGAGCUCUUCACGCAGGAGAAUCUGCGGCUGCAGUACAACCAUUCGGGCGCCUGCAAUAAGAAGCAGCUCGAUCCUGUCCGUCUGAGACUGAUCCGUCACUAUGUGGAAGCAGUGUAUCCUGUGGAUAAGAUGGAAGAGGUCUGGCACUAUGAAUGUGUGCCAAGCAUCGACGAACGCUGCCGGCGCCCUAAUCGAAAAAAGUGUGACAUUCUUAAAAAGGCCAAGAGGUCGAGCACUGUGUCUUAGAGUACUUAUCAGUUAGUCAACACUUUGUUAUAAAAUAAUUGCACAGUAUAUAAGCUGAAAUUGCAUCGUUGAACUUUUAAAACUGUCUUAUGUAGGAUGAAGCCAAGCUGUUAUAAGUUUCUUCAGCACUAUUCUUACUCAUAUUAAAUCUUUUGGCCACAACAGCAGAUGUUCUAGAUCGGGGGUCUGCAACCUGCAGCUCCGAAGCUGCAAGUGGCUCUCUGGACUUUUCACAGGCUUUUUUUCUUCUUUAACAUGAUUUUCCAAAAAUAUCUAACCCUAUCCCAUAGAUAGAAGAAAGUCUGUCUAUGCUCUUUUUACAAAUGUUUUGUUUUUUGUUCAUUUUAAAACCUCAAAAUAGAAAUUAAAAAUGUGGUUCUUCGAAAAAUUACAACAAAUUUCCUAUAGUUGAUAUUAAUCAAAAAUUACAAGUCUUUUAUCGAAUGGUCUCAUAACAUUUGUGGCCCUAAACAAGUUUUGUUUAUCUGGACUGAGGGAAAAUUGGCUCUUUAGCUUGUAAUGGUUGCAGACCCCUGUUCUAGUUUAUGUAGUCUCAUUGUUCAAUGACAAAGUUAAACUGCUCCUAUUUAUAAGCCAAAACUGUCAUAGCUUAUCUAACAUGUUUUGUUAGUAAAUGUUGUAGCCUUAAAAACAAUAACAAAGAUAGUAGCUAACAGCAUAGGUCGCAUAAUUUAUCUGUUAAUUUCUUUAUUAAUAGAAAUUAUUCACAGUGAUGUGAUAUAUUUCCAGUUACUGAUGUAGCAUUGUGCCACCACUGUUUUAUUAACAAUGUGCUUACAGGCGGGUCCAUAAAUAUUUGGACAAGUAAUUAUUUGAAAGGUUUGUUCCUGUGUACAUAAAAAAAAAUGUCAAAUGCAGCAGAUCAAGUGUAGACUGUCAGCUUUAAUUCAGGGAAUGCUUUUGUUUUUUAAUAGAACAAUUCUAUAUUCGCACACUCUUUCCGACUUUGUCAUUAGAAAAGCAGACCUUAGAUAUGGAAACUGAACAAAAAAAGAGAUUUUUUUUUUUUAUGCUUUGCUGCAGAUGCCUUCAGUUGCUGCUUGUUGGCCUAGCUGCCUUCAGUUUAAUCUUCUAAUAAUAUGAUUUCAGAUGACUUAUGAUAAUGAUAAUUCUGUUAAAAAAAAGAGAAAAGAAACAGCAGCAUGGCUUGUUUCGUAUUAUCUUCUGGAUUGUUAUCAUUUAUUCAAUACUACCCAAGCAGUCAUAUUUCAAAUCAACACCCCAGCUGAUGGGCUUGAGGACUGCUACUCCUUGAUCCCUCAAAAUAAACCUAAUGGGGUCUAUCUGUAGAGCAGUUGGUUGGAUCUCCACCUCAAUCAUUCUGAUUCUUGAACAAUCAUAUUUAAGAACUCUCAUCCUUGUUUUGAUGCAGGCAAAGACUAAUCCGGUUUCUCCAGUGAUUUAUAUCUUUAGGUAAACCCUCUCUAAUCAUACUAAUUUUAGAUAUCUUAUGUACUUUUAACUGUUAAUGAAAGAUUUGUGAUAAACCCCCAAGAAUAAAAGCUGAAAGUUUACACUUCAACUUCGAUUGGAAAAACCAUGGUGUUCAAAUAAUUGCAAAUAUUUUCUUGUCACAAUAUUUAUGGGAUUGACUGUAUGUUAAGCCUUCUUAUAGAAGUAUUAUAAAGAUAAUUUAACAUGACAAUGGAUCAUGGUAACCUAUUUCUAAUAAAAACAGUUAAAGAGA